AACACAAACCAUUGAACAAAAGACAACAAAUAAGUGGGUAAUGGUUAUCAUCAAAUAUCAUCUUCUUUGAAGCAGUCGUACGAAACAGAGAAAAUAGAGAAGAAAACACAAACUAAAAACUUUAUUUCGCAUCAACAAACAGCUCGAAGUUUCUUUAUAGUAAUUGUGUUUCUUUAUUAUUUUAUCAAGUCUAUUGGUCCAUCACAAUGACCGACCAAUCAAUGAAAUCCAAAGAGCAUCUACUAUUUGUUGAUACGUAACCAUAAGACACGGUAAGAAAAGAAAGAAUUGAUAAGUAGACACGCAAUUACAAAACUAAUAGAGUGAAAUACUGGUUCUUUCCAUUCCAAUUAGUUUUCUGUUUUCAUUCUAUCCCUGUUCUGCAAAUUUAUUCUGAAAAGAACAUGGCUGCUUCAUUGGUGGGUGGAGCCUUCCUCUCUGCUACCCUUCAGGUGGUGUUUGAUAGGCUGGCUUCUCAAGAUGUAGUGGACUACCUUCGAGGAAAAAAACUCAACGAUGAGCUCAUCAACAAUUUGAAAACUGUAUUAUCAGCUGUUAAUGCAGUGCUCGAUGAUGCUGAGGACAAGCAGAUCACCAAUCCAAAUGUCAAGCAGUGGUUGGACGAGCUUGAAGAUGCUUCAUAUGAUGCAGAUGAUCUUUUGGAUGAGAUUACAACUGAUGUUUUGCAAUCUAAGUUGGAAGCUGGAUCAGGAACUUCCAACUCAAGUAAGUCAAUAAUAAACUUCUUUUCCAGUUCACUUAAUAUAUAUGAUCGAAAAACGAAGAACAAGCUGGAGAAGAUUCUUAAAAGGUUGAAAUUUCUAGAAGAACGAAUAUAUGUGCUUGGUCUCAACACCGGGGUUGGUGAGAAACCAUUACCAAGACCACCAACAACAUCUUUGAUUGAAGAAGCUGAGGUCUUCGGUAGAGAUGGGGAUAAGGAGGCCAUAAUCAAGUUGUUGCUAACAGAUGGUGGUGGUGGCAAUAAGAUAGGUGUGAUUCCAAUAAAAGGUAUGGGUGGGGUUGGCAAAAAUACCCUUGCUCAAUUAGUAUACAACCAUGACCAAGUUAAGGAGCACUUUGAGCUCAAAUCAUGGGUUUGUGUUUCUGAGGAGUUUGAUAUUUAUAAAGUAACAAAAACAAUCCUCAGUGCAGUAGCUAAUUCUGAAUCUUAUGAUAACACAGACUUGGAUUCGCUUCAAAUCAAGUUGAAAGAGUUGUUAGCGGGGAAGAAAUUCUUGAUUGUUUUGGAUGAUGUGUGGAAUGAGAAUUAUGUUAAGUGGGAGAACAUGUGUAAACCUUUUAAAAAUGGGGCUCAAGGAAGCAAGAUUCUUGUAACAACACGCAAUGAAAGUGUUGCACAAAUAAUGAGAACUGUUCCUACUCAGAAUCUUGCACUUAAAGAUGAAGAUUGCUGGAAACUAUUUCAAAAGCAUGUAUUUCCCAAUGAAAAUUUUACUGCACAUCCAACACUGGAAAUAAUAGGCAGAAAAAUUGUCAAGAAGUGCAAGGGUUUGCCUUUAGCUGCAAAAACACUUGGAGGCCUCUUGCGCUCAACAGUAAAUGUUGAGAAAUGGGAAAGAAUAUCAGAAAGUGAGAUUUGGGAUCUGUCGGAUAAUGAGAGCAAUAUUCUUCCGGCUUUGAGGUUAAGUUACCACUAUCUUCCCUCACACCUAAAGCGAUGUUUUGCUUUUUGUUCAAUAUUCCCCAAGGACUACAGAUUUCAAAAGCAUGAACUGGUUUUAUUGUGGAUGGCAGAAAACUUUGUGCAGCAAUCAAAAAGAAAUAAGAGAAUGGAAGAUGUUGGCGAUGAAUAUUUUAACGAGUUGGUGUCAAGGUCAUUUUUUCAAAGAUCAAGUAAUGAAAUAGAGUCUUGCUUCUUCAUGCAUGAUCUUAUUCAUGAUUUAGCUAAAUAUGUAUCCAGGAAUUACUGUGUGACAUUAGCAGAUGGCAACUCAGAGGAAGCUCUGAUGGUGAAGGUGCGCCAUCUGGCUAUUGGAAGGUCAACUCCCAUAGCAAGAUUCGAUUCUAUUUUUGAAGCAGCUUAUUUGCGUACCCUUUUACCAACACAUACAUUUUCAUUUGACUACAUAUCCGGUGAAGUAGUGAAUCAUGUAAUCUUGAAGUUGAAGUGUUUGAGAAUAUUAUCCUUGUCUGGUUGUAGAAAAUUGAAGAAAUUGCCUGAAUCAAUUGGCGAACAAAAGCAUCUUCGCCACCUUGACCUUUCUGGCACUUCAAUCGAAAGCUUGCCUGAAUCUGUUUGUAUGUUAUAUAAUUUGCAAACAUUGAAGUUAUCAAGCUGUAGUAACCUCAUUGAGUUACCUAAAGAUAUUCAUCAUCUCAUUAACUUACGACUUCUUGAUAUUAGAUGGUGUGGUAAACUAGAGAAGAUGCCAAGACAUGUAAGUAAAUUGAAAAGUCUCCAAACGUUGAGUACUUUCGUUGUGGGAAGAGAUAAUGCAGCCAAUAUAGGAGAGUUGAGGGAGCUUCAAGAUCUUCAUGGAAGACUUUCCCUUCUCAAAUUAAAUAAUGUUUCAAGGGCCAAGGAUGCAUUGGAAGCCAAGUUGAUGGACAAGAAGUAUCUUGAAGAAUUGGAUUUGGCAUGGAAAGAUGAUACUAAUGAUUCAAAGCAUGACAGAGAAGUACUUGAAAAUCUAUCCCCUCAUACGAAAUUGAAAAGGCUUUCCGUUUAUGGAUAUGGAGGUACAACAUUCCCAAAUUGGUUGGGGGGCCAUUCUUUCUGCAACAUAGUAUUUAUAAUGCUUAGCAAUUGCAAAUAUUGCAACUGUUUACCACCACUUGGACAGUUGCCCUCCCUCAAAACUCUUUACAUUGAACAACUCAGUGGAGUGGUAAGUGUGGGUGCUGAGUUCUAUGGUUCUUCUGAAAGAAAGCCAUUUGCAUCAUUGAAAUUCUUAAGCUUCAGUAAAAUGUCAAACUGGGAAGAAUGGUCGUCGACUGAAGUUGAAGAUGAAGAAGUCUUCCCUCAGCUCCAAGAACUAGAAAUAAGAGAAUGCCACAGGUUGAUGAAUGUUGAUUGGCCUCGCAGCCUUCCUCGUCUAACAGAGCUUAGAAUUUUUGGGAAGGUUCUUGUUCCGUCACUCCCAAGCACUCCGGCAAUCCGUAAGGUUGAGUUAGGCAAGUGUGAAAAGUUACAGCUGCAGGAACUGUCACAAACAGUGGAAUGGUUUACAAUUGGAGGAAGUCAUGGUAUAGAAUUGUUUACAGAUAUAUUAAGGAAAAGCCAGACUCGCCAUCAUCUUCAACAUCUGGGUAUUCACAAUUGUUCAUCCCUAGUUACAUUUCCUACUGCAUGUUUGCCAACAACCUUGAAAGAACUAGUACUCUACUUUUGUGAGAAAUUAGAAUUCCCAAUGCACCACUCGCUCAAAACAUCAUCCAUUCAAAAGGUUUUUAUAAUUAAUAGUUUUGGUUGUUCUGGCUACUUAAAUUCUUUCCUCUGGAUUUCAUUCCCAACCUCAAGGAUCUUGUUAUUAAAGGGUGUAAAAAUUUAGAAUCUCUCACCAUAUCUGAUGGGCAGUUAUGCCAGAACCUAACAACUCUGACCAUUGGUGGCCUCAAUUUCAUAUCUUUUCCAAAAGGAGGGUUGCCUGCCCCCAAUCUGAUUAGUUUUGGAGUUAAAGGUUGCAAGAAACUAAAAAUGCUACCUGAACAAAUGCAUAACUUGCUUCCAUCUUUGCAAGAAUUUUACAUAUCUGACUGUCCAGAGCUGGAGUCAUUUCCUGAAGGCGGUCUGCCCUCUAAUCUAAGCAGACUUGAUGUUAGAAAGUGCUCUAAACUCAUUGCUGGGAGAAUGAAGUGGAAUUUGCAAACACUCCAAGCUCUUACACGUUUUGCAAUUGAAGAUCAUGAAGGUUCAGGUGUGGAAUCGUUUCCUGAGGAGGGUUUGCUACCUCGGAAUCUUACCUGUCUUCAUAUAUUUGGACUGAAAAGUCUUAACAGACUGGACAUAAAGGGGCUUCAACAACUCACCUCUCUUACAACCCUCGUUAUCCAACACUGUCCUCAAUUAUACAAGUUGCCCGAAGAGGGGCUGCCUACUUCUCUUACUUCUUUAUCUAUUUCUGAAUGUCCUAUCCUCAAACAAAGGUGCCAGAUGGAGAAAAUUUCUGAAAUCCGUGUAAUUGAAAUCGAUGACGACUAAAUUUGAGGAGUCAAAUGAAAGAGUGCCACACUAUUGCAAGCGGUCGGAGGUCUGUCUGCUGUACAUUGGGUCGUUUCUCUGUUGUUUACACUUUCUUCUCCUGAGAUUCAAUGCGUGCUGCACAUAAACUAGUUAUGUUUUCAGUUAAUGCUGAGGGUACAAUUAUUUGGCUUGAGGACUGUAGUGGCUGGAUCCUUUCCUACAAGGUGAUGUGCAGAGUUACAGUAUAGGAGAAAUUGUCGACUUUUAGGCUGAAUCAAAGAAAAAAGCAAAUGGGGGUCCAUGUGCUUUGGUUCCACAUACUUCUUUCUAAUUCCUUUUUCCUUUCCAUGCAUGUAGAUGUCUAAACUUUCAAGCAUAUGAAGAUAUAAACAUAGUAUGUUACAUACAAACUUCACUGGAAAUUUCUCAUAUCCCAACUAAAUUUUUCUAUCAAAUUCCAAGGUAAUAGUCUGUCUCCUAGGAGUCUGACUUCCUUAUUUGGCCAUGAUAGAAUUGAUACUGAAACAGGUGUGCUAGCACUUAAAAAUACAGAGCAUUGUAAUUGCAAAAAAGUUUUGUGCUAAGCAUAUCUUUUAGUUGUAGGUUUGGUAUGUUCUUUUUCAUUUUCUUGUUUUUGUUUUCAUAGUACAAUUUUAUGUAAUCUGAUAGGGUUCAAUUCAACACUAAUUUUGCUGCA
Ziziphus jujuba (common jujube) is the source of this 4844-nucleotide messenger RNA. RefSeq names its product putative disease resistance RPP13-like protein 1. Gene Ontology annotation, biological process: defense response to other organism. NCBI's taxonomy places the organism in Eukaryota, Viridiplantae, Streptophyta, Magnoliopsida, Rosales, Rhamnaceae. The record is from RefSeq and is a predicted model, not a curated record. Gene Ontology annotation, molecular function: ADP binding; protein binding.